This is a messenger RNA of Silurus meridionalis, 1812 nucleotides long. RefSeq names its product mohawk homeobox a (gene mkxa). NCBI's taxonomy places the organism in Eukaryota, Metazoa, Chordata, Actinopteri, Siluriformes, Siluridae. Gene Ontology annotation, molecular function: DNA-binding transcription factor activity, RNA polymerase II-specific; RNA polymerase II cis-regulatory region sequence-specific DNA binding. The record is from RefSeq and is a predicted model, not a curated record. The coding region runs from base 619 to 1668 and encodes 349 amino acids. Gene Ontology annotation, biological process: cell development; muscle organ development; regulation of transcription by RNA polymerase II. Gene Ontology annotation, cellular component: nucleus. The transcript is spliced from 7 exons.
CUUCUCCAAUCAGCUCUCGGCGGAAUUUCGGGAAAAUGAGAGGUUUCCAGAAUCACCCGUUUUUCAGUUUCUUUCUUUUUUUUUUUCUUUCUUUUUUUUUUUUCCCUCUCUCCCCCUCCACACGCCUGAUCUCCAGAUAAAGCAGCACAUAUGGUGUUGAUAGAAUUAAUUGGAUUGUAUCGGUUUGGUGUUGUUCUGGAAUAGAAAGUAAUUGCAGGCUGCGGUGAUGAUGUUUGGGGUGGAUUUGGAGCGUCUGCUGGAUUGAUGGCUGCUUUGGAAAUGUUAAGUCAGUAAAAGUUCGCCCUUUUCAGGGCUCCUGGUGCAGCAGCAGGAUUUUUUUUCUUCGGUCGCAGAAGGAAAAGGAAUUCCGAACUUUGUGUGUUUUUGUUUGGACUGAGAAGACACGGCUAAACAACAACAACAAAAAGUUUAGGAGAAUAUCAAAAGGAUCGCCGCCAUCAGGACUGCGCGUAACAGAGCCGUGUUUCAGUAGGAGCUUCUCCCGCAGGACACGCAGAGAGAAAAAAGGAGAAAAGAAGGAGAACAAAACAGAAAAAGGAGAGAGAGAGAGAGAGACUCUAUUUAAAGGACUAGAAGAAGGACUGGUGGAACCUGAAGAUGAACCCUAUUGUGUUUAAUAAACUGAGCAGCCCGGUGCUGUUCGAGGAGAAGGCGAGCGAGGUGGAGAGGAGCAGCAGGAACUAUCUGGAGGUGAUCGAUGAGCAGCACGCGGAUCUUCUCUCCAGGAGCCACCAGAUCACUGACAGCUCCGUGAUGAGACACAGGAGACCAGGGUCUCGUCCGAGCGGAGGAAAAGUGCGUCAUAAGCGCCAAGCUCUUCAGGACAUGGCUCGACCGCUCAAACAGUGGCUGUACAAACACCGUGACAAUCCCUAUCCCACCAAAACCGAGAAGAUCCUCCUCGCUCUCGGCUCCCAGAUGACGCUGGUGCAGGUGUCUAACUGGUUUGCGAACGCGCGACGGCGGUUGAAGAACACGGUGCGGCAGCCGGACCUCAGCUGGGCUCUCAGAAUCAAACUUUACAACAAAUACGUCCAGGGCAACGCUGAGAGACUCAGCAUCAGCAGUGAUGACUCCUGCUCAGAAGAUGGUGACCCGGCUGCUCGAGCCCAGACAGGUGAGUUCAGCAAACCCAUGUACCAGAGCGUAAUUAAAAAAGAAGGCAGCGGUGUGGGGGCGGGCCUUCGGGCAGCCGCUGACGCCUCAUUGGCUGAGGACUACGUGUCUCCGCCAAAAUACAAGAGCAGUCUUCUACAUCGCUACCUGAAUGACUCGCUGCGUCACGUGAUGGUGGCUAACGGUGUGACGGACGCACGCAGGAGGAACCACUCCGGAUCCUUCAGCUCCAACGAAUACGACGAAGAUCUCCUCUCACCUUCCUGCUCGGAAACAGAGGCCAACUUUGUCUACCGUACGGAGGCUGUGGAUCAUGGAUCAACCAAAUGUGACGGCAGUGUCGUUCCGAAAGAGAAAGGACGUGGAAAAGACGAGACGUACUGGCGGGAGAUCAAUGCCGCAAUGGCGCUGACCAACUUGGCCAAGCCUAAAGAUGGUGCUCCUGCAGGCACCACCAGCUGCAUCAUCCAGAAAUCUUCCCAUAUAGCCGAAAUCAAGACUGUCAAAGUGCCGAUCAUGCACAAGUACUAGCAGCUUCCUCGUCUGGGAAACGCAUCACGGGACUUUGGGAAUCUGCUUAAAAAUUUGUGUUCAUUUUUAUAUAUAUUUUGUUGUACUUAUGAAUAUGAAGUAGAUUUUUUUUUUGUACUUUCAAAUGAAGUGCCCUUAAAUGCA